This is a messenger RNA of Stegodyphus dumicola, 3321 nucleotides long. RefSeq lists its product as uncharacterized. Gene Ontology annotation, biological process: cytoplasmic stress granule assembly. The record is from RefSeq and is a predicted model, not a curated record. Gene Ontology annotation, cellular component: cytoplasmic stress granule. Lineage: Eukaryota; Metazoa; Arthropoda; Arachnida; Araneae; Eresidae. Gene Ontology annotation, molecular function: mRNA binding.
CUUAACAAUUUCUCAUCGAGGGUGCACGGUCGCAUAAGAGUAUUAAGCUAAAAUAAUUUAAAACGUGUAAAGAAUCAGUGCAUUAAUUUUCAUCGAUUUCAUAUUUGUUAUUUUUUUAUUUAACUUUCAUAUUUCAUGAGUAUUUGUAGUAAUUGGUAUAUUUUUUAUCCUGCAACUAUAUCCGGUUGUAGCUAAAGCAAUAAGCAACGUGCAUUUAUGCUCUUCAUGUGCUUGUUAACUGGGGCGGAUGUCGACAUUAAUGAUUUUGACGUGAAGUGCUGAGAAUUCAUUUUUUCCUACUCUCUUGUUCUUCCAUCUUCAUCAGAAAAGCGGCUACUGAAUGCAAAUUCUUAUUUUAUCAUGAAAGGACCAGCAGAAAAAAACUUUGAAGGCCUUUAUUCCAAUCCACGCUUUAUGCAUCAAGCUGGAUUAAUUGUAGGAUGCACUGUUCAUAUACAAGUUAAAAGUGGUUCUGUCUAUGAAGGUGUUCUCUCAACAAUCUCAAGCAAGGCUGAUUUUGUACUUGAAAUGGUUCGUAAAAUUGAUAUUAAGAAACCUGUCAACAAUUCUGCUGCUGUUUCCAAUUCUACGCUGACUUCUAUUACUGACCCACAAGAAAUCACUGAAAAAAUGGUAUUCAGGAUUGCAGACUUGGUUAUGGUAACUGCUGCCAAUGUUGAUCCUGAAUACGCAACACGAGAGAGUUUUACCGAUAGUGCUAUUAGCAAAUUUAAUGGUCAAGUCCUCGAAAAAGAACUAGAACCUUGGGACGGUGGUUCUUUGUCUGCUGAUGGCUUGGCAGACCUUGGUGGGAGUGAAGAAGAAGCGAAUGGAUGGGAUCCAAAUGACAUGUUUCGCACUAAUGAGGAAAAGUAUGGUGUGAAAUCAUCUUUUGAUAGCAAUUUACCUGGUUACACUAUACCACUGAAUAAGCAAAAUACUGAAGAGUACAAGCAACAGGAGGCAAGGGCUAGUAAAAUAGCUCAAGAAAUUGAAAGUGGAUUUCAUCAUAAAUCUAGAGCUGCUCUAGAAAAUGGGGAUGAAGAAGACAGAUUCAGUGCAGUUGUGAGGCCUGAGAAUACGAAUAACUUUAGGUAUGUAUCGCAUCGCACAAGGAAACCACAGAAUGUUCGAAACAUUCGAAGUAGUCCUGCGCCUUCACAUCAUACCAAUAGGAAUUCUCACCAGCAUUCCCAAGUGUUUCAUAGAGUAUCUAGUCCAGCUACAGCUGUCAAUAAUUCUCAGGGAAAUUACAAGAUGGUGAGCUCUGUCUCACCUCCUACUUGUGUAUCAACGAUAUCUCCACGGCCAACUCCCACUUCAACCCCUACCCCUCGACAAACUCCUUCACAGCCCAAUCAACUACCGUUGCAGCAGCAACCUCCAACAACACAGUACCAACCUGUGCCUGUAACUAGCACUGCUGUUAGUGUUGCUCAGCCUGUGUCUCGUGCCACUCCACCAACAACUCCAACUGUGCCUCAAGGGGAAGAAACUCAUAAAGUAAAUGGAGAAGUGGAUAAAACUGAAAUAAAAUUUACUCCUAAACCACCACGAUCUCUCAAUCUUCCAUCUGCUGCCAACAAAGAAAUGAGAGAUGCCGUUAGUAAUCAACAAAAUACUAAUAAGAAUGUUGAAAGGAGGAAGGAAGUUGAGAAGAAGUCUGCUGGACAAAAAGCUCGGGAUGACAAAAGUGAGGAUUUGAAGAAUUUUCAUAAUAAAUUCAAGCUUUCUGAGGAUAGUAAAGAUGGACAUGACAUGAAAAGUAAUGUGCCAAAAACGGAUACACAACCAGCUAUCAGUACUGGAUCUACUGCACAAAUUAAGCAUCACCCUAAAGAAAAACCUAAAGAAGAAGAAAGAAAAAUUGAAAGUGUGCCAGAAAGUCGGGCUAGUCCUGAUAACCCCAAAAGUUCCAAUUUGAAUCCAAAUGCAAAGGAAUUUGUAUUUAAUCCUAAUGCAAAAUCAUUCACUCCUCGAGGAAUUCCAAUGCAAACUGUUGUACCACCUGCUGUGCAACCACCUCCUCGUCUCCACACCCAAAGCCCAAUCAUGGCUAUGCCUCAGCCGCAUAUAAUGCCUGGCAUGGCCCAGACCGUUUUCAAUAUGGCUCCUCAUUAUGUAGUAUCUGCAACUCCAGUUUCUGUUCCUAUGGCUCCACCAUUUACACCUGCUGCAUCAGUUACUCAAGCUCCAAGGUUUAGAAAAGAUCAAGAAUAUGGUGUAGAUAUGGGACUUAAUCAGUAUGAAGACCUAAUUUUUACAGCUAUGCCUAUGACUCUCCAACGUCAUGAUUUGUCUCAGCCUGUCCAUGUGCAAGCAGCUACUGGUCAACCAAUUUUGGCACAGCCGACCAUCUCAGCUCCGCAGUUUACGAUUCAGUAUGCACCAUCCCCUGGCAUGCUUCAUCCUCCUGGUCCUCCUCAGCAGCUUGCUUAUGCUCAGAUGUAUUCUUUAAUGCCUCGAGUUCUGACACCUCAGACUGUUGGUAUGGUUCCAACAUCUGCUGCAUAUGGAGAGAGCCCCCAGAUUCCAACUCACGUGUACAUGCCUCAUCCAGGAACUCCAGGUAUUCAGCAUGCUAUGGCAUCUGCUAAUAGUGGACAGCAUUCUGCUCCAUCUACACCUCAAUCACAAACUCCAAAUCUCCACCCUGCUCCAUCUCCUGUUCAUCAACCACCACCUUCAAGUGGGCAUGGACAGCCACCAACUCCAACUGGUCAUCCUAGUAAUGCUCCAACUCCCCAACCAGUGAUGUAUACGCAUGGUCAUAUGACUACCCAACAUCCUUUGCAUGCGAAUCAUUCAUCAUCAAAUCAGGGUCAUCCUUUUGCUGCCUCAUAUGCAGGAACACCUCAACCGAUUGUACUGCUUCCACAGCAGCCACAUGCACCUCACCCUGCUACGUUUGCAUCAUCAUUGCAAAAUCAUCAUCUGCAUGGUCAGACUCCUGGUAGUCAUGUGGGAACUCCAACUCAUGUUUUGCCUCAUGCCCCUAUGGCUAUGAUACCAACAUCUGCUGCUAUGGUACAUACCCAGACAGCAGCCAUUAGCAGUGGCCAUUAUGUUCCACACUCUCAAGUGUGAUGCCAAGAUAGCUUCGUAGUUAAAAAUGGGAGUGUGCAAAAAGAAGUCAAGUUAUUGUAAAAUGAUAGAGAGCUAGAAAACAAAGUUAGCAAAUUACUUCAUAGACUUAGAAUACAGUACAAUAGAAUGUUUCUUUUGUUACAAGAUUAUGCCAACAUUUUCUAACAGAACUGCUGUCUUAGAUUGAAUAAUGUGCUAUGAAACUACUACUAAUAAAAUUGAGCUCUGGUACAA